Messenger RNA from Paramecium pentaurelia, 284 nucleotides. Lineage: Eukaryota; Ciliophora; Oligohymenophorea; Peniculida; Parameciidae. The record is from the annotation of a GenBank genome assembly.
AUGGGAUAGUUGAGGUCAAAGGAACAAAGAGGAAGGAAGCUUUUUUAAUUUAAAUUUUAAAAUAUAAUGUAAAGUUUCAGAUUAAUAGCAGAUGAUAGUAUGAAAUUUACAGUCGGAAGCUGGUUUGUCUUUGAUUUUGAUGGAUUAAUUAACAUAAAUACUUAUCAUUAAAUGAAUUGUAAAUUUCAUGAUGGAGAGAAGGAGAAAAACAAUUUAUGUAGUAAUUUUUUAUCACUUCUUUAGAAAGAUCAAUUGAUGGUAAGAUAUAUUUAGGUUAAUGUUGA